Pistacia vera is the source of this 1225-nucleotide messenger RNA. Its product is annotated as probable enoyl-CoA hydratase 2, mitochondrial. Gene Ontology annotation, biological process: fatty acid beta-oxidation. Gene Ontology annotation, molecular function: enoyl-CoA hydratase activity. NCBI's taxonomy places the organism in Eukaryota, Viridiplantae, Streptophyta, Magnoliopsida, Sapindales, Anacardiaceae. Gene Ontology annotation, cellular component: mitochondrion. Bases 124 to 1086 code for a protein of 320 amino acids. The record is from RefSeq and is a predicted model, not a curated record. The transcript is spliced from 8 exons.
AAACGCUCCGUUUUACACGGCCAGCCCAUACUGACGUUUACGAUAAUGUCAAAUCACUGUAAUCAAAUUUUCUAACUCCAACCCUCACCUUCUUUCUCUCAGCUGAAAUCAGUUUGAUCAAACAUGGCCACCGUAACGACUCUAACAAAAUCUCUGGCUCAGCAUUGUAUGAAAAAAUCCAAAGCCUGUUGGCAUAAACCUUCUCAGCCACUGGUAAACUUGUUAAUCUCAGAAGAAAAUUUAAACCAAUUUCAUCAGUACCAGAGCCGUAGAACUCUCAUUUUAGAAUCCGCUUCCUCUGAGUUGGUCAAGCUUCAGCGACUCUCCGACUCUGAUUCUGGAAUAAUUGAGGUUAGUUUAAAUAGGCCUGGAGCUAGAAAUGCAAUUGGAACGGAGCUAUUGAGAGGCCUAAAGCAUAAAUUUGAAACUAUUAGUGAGGAUUCUUCUGCCAAAGUUGUAAUGAUUUCCAGUUCGGUUCCUAAAGUGUUCUGUGCUGGUGCUGAUUUGAAGGAACGCAGGGCUAUGAGUGCAUCUGAGAUUCAUUUUUUUGUCAACUCACUGCGAUCCACAUUCUCGUUCUUAGAGGCACUUCCUGUUCCUACCAUUGCUGUCAUUGAAGGAGCAGCAUUGGGUGGUGGCCUUGAAAUGGCACUAGCAUGUGAUCUUCGUGUCUGUGGAGAAGAUGCAGUAUUGGGCUUGCCAGAAACAGGACUUGCUAUAAUUCCUGGAGCAGGUGGGACACAGCGGCUGCCUAGAUUGGUUGGAAGGUCAGUAGCAAAAGAUCUUAUAUUUACUGGUCGUAAAGUUGGUGGCAGAGAUGCAAUGUCUAUUGGUCUUGUGAAUUUCUGUGUUCCUGCCGGUCAAGCUCAGUUGAAGGCACUUGAAAUUGCCCGGGAAAUCAAUCAGAAGGGUCCAAUAGCAAUUAGGAUGGCGAAAAGGGCUAUUAGUGAGGGACCUGAGAUUGACAUGGCAUCAGCUUUGCAACUGGAAGAAGAGUGCUACCUAGAGACCUUAGAUACGAAGGAUCGGUUGGAGGGAUUGGCUGCAUUCGCUGAGAAACGGAAACCUAGGUAUACUGGCAUAUAGAAAGAGUGUUUCUAAUAAGUAAUACCCCAGUUCCGAAUUAGUUUUGUUGGGCAUGUCAAUGAUUGCUCCUGUUAAUAAUUUGUACCCAGAAUCAGGACGCCUUUUAGACAGGCUUCAGAAGUAAAAAUGAUAAUAAUAA